AUGCCAUCAAGAAACUCGAUAAACAAGCCUAAGCUGACGGCCAGAAAGCCUCAGAGACCCACAGGAAAAAAGCCGAUGCUGCUGACCGCCAGUUCGUCUAGCGGAGCUGCUCUUUCGACCAAAGUCGCCGGAGGUGUGACUACCAAAGUCAUUUCCAAGAAGAGAUCCAAGAAGGACCAGCGAAAUGCUAAGUACCGUGCCGAGUAUCUCAAAGCUCUAGAAACCGAUGUCGCCAUGAACGACGGCGAAGAAGGUCUCUCCAACCGACAAAAGAAGAAGCAGGCCCGACUACAGACCCUGGCGCUCAUUCUUGAGAGCGACCUCCCAGCCGAGGAUAUGGAAUUCGAGAGCACUUCAGGUGGCACCACUCUCGGUGGACCCGUUCUUUAA
Messenger RNA from Sugiyamaella lignohabitans, 390 nucleotides. RefSeq lists its product as uncharacterized. Bases 1 to 390 code for a protein of 129 amino acids. Lineage: Eukaryota; Fungi; Ascomycota; Dipodascomycetes; Dipodascales; Trichomonascaceae. The transcript has a single exon. The record is from RefSeq and is a predicted model, not a curated record.